Alternaria alternata is the source of this 1575-nucleotide messenger RNA. Its product is annotated as aldo-keto reductase-like protein. The transcript has 3 exons. Bases 381 to 1457 code for a protein of 358 amino acids. The record is from RefSeq and is a predicted model, not a curated record. Lineage: Eukaryota; Fungi; Ascomycota; Dothideomycetes; Pleosporales; Pleosporaceae.
ACCCUUUGAUAUACACGUACCGACAAGCACAUCCUUCCUUCUUUCGGCAGCUGGAUAGUCCGCGGAUGUGAUAUUUACACAUGACGUACACGGCGGCUCGUCGUGCCUGAACCCCGCAUCGUGGCUCGUUGCAGUAUCUACCACCGGGAUAAUGAUGAAGCUAUCGCCGCAAAGCCCGACCUUGACGGCUAUGUACUCGAUUGGGAAGUAUGUGGUGCAGACACGGAGAAAAUGCCGUCGUUGCAGAGUAUAUGAAGUGCGUGCCGCCUUACAAUGUGGUGGUUCAUUCACGCCUCUCUGUUGCUCGCCCCACCACAGCCUUGCGAAACCCAAGUACCCCACUAAACACCAAUCCGCAAGCGAUCCACUGAUUUGCGAUCAUGCCGGAUAAGCUCGAUGUGCAGGGUCUCCUCCAGGAGUCCAAGGCUGAAUACAAACGCCUAGGAAAGAGUGGCCUGAAGGUCUCAGUACCUAUCCUGGGUGCCAUGAGCAUUGGUUCCUCUAAAUGGCAGCCCUGGGUCAUUGAAGAAGAAGAGUCGCUACCGCUACUGAAAGCUGCGUACGAUCGCGGUCUUACGACUUGGGAUACCGCCAAUGUCUAUUCCAAUGGCGUCUCCGAAGAGCUCGUUGGCAAAGCAAUCAAGAAGUACGACUUGCCUCGUGAGAAGCUCGUCAUCCUCACGAAGUGCUUUGGUUACGUUGGCGAAGAUCCAGGUCUACGUACGAUCCAGUAUGGCACGGAGCUGCCUCAGUUGAAAGACUACGUGAAUCAAGGUGGUCUGUCACGGCAAGCAAUCUUCAACGCCGUCAAUGCAUCGCUCAAGCGUCUCGAUCUGGAGUAUAUCGAUCUUCUACAAAUCCAUCGCUACGAUCCAAAUACACCUCUCGAGGAAACCAUGGAGGCACUGCACGAUCUGGUCAAGAGUGGAAAAGUCAGGUACAUAGGUGCCAGCUCCAUGUGGGCAGUCCAGUUUGCGCAAAUGCAGUUUACUGCUGAGAAGAAUGGUUGGACCAAAUUCAUCAGCAUGCAGAACCAUUACAACCUGCUAUAUCGCGAGGAAGAGCGUGAGAUGAAUCGAUUCUGCAAUGACACUGGCGUUGGUCUUAUUCCGUGGGCACCACUAUGCCGUGGCCAUCUCGCUCGCCCUCCCUCGGCAUUCGGCUCGACCACUCGUUCAGAAGGGGAACAGAAGGCUGGCAAUCAGACCUCUGGUAACAACGAGCGUGACAAGAAGAUCAUCGGCCGUGUCGAAGAGAUUGCAAAGAAGCAUGACUGGAAGAUGAGCCAUGUUGCGCUAGCAUGGAUCAACAAGCGUGUUGCGAGUCCCAUCAUCGGUUUCUCCAGUGUAGACAGGAUGGAUGAGGCACUUGCAGCAAGGGGCAAGGAGUUGACUGAGGAAGAGGAGAAGUACCUCGAAGAGCUUUACGAGCCCGUUAGGAUUGUUGGACAUUCAUAGAGAAGUCACGCGAUGAGCUCUGAACGAGUACACGCAAGUGACUAGCAAGACAAUGAUGCGCACUAUUACACGAGAUGUUGAGCUAUUUCGACCUUCCAUGUUGCUUUUUCAAGUUGAC